Messenger RNA from Xiphias gladius (swordfish), 1065 nucleotides. RefSeq lists its product as uncharacterized. Gene Ontology annotation, molecular function: protein binding. The transcript has 5 exons. Bases 1 to 1065 code for a protein of 354 amino acids. The record is from RefSeq and is a predicted model, not a curated record. Lineage: Eukaryota; Metazoa; Chordata; Actinopteri; Istiophoriformes; Xiphiidae.
AUGGACAUGACUGUAAAGCAGCAGCUGCUGGAAACGUUGCAGGAUUUGGGAGAUGAAGAGCUGAAACACCUGCAAAAUGCUGAGUUAGUGGACGGUUUCACAGCCAUCAAAAAGUACCGUCUGGAGAAGGUGGACAGACUGAAAACAAUGGAUUUGAUGGUUGGAUUCCUAAGCUCCCAGUCCUCUAGUCUGAGAGAGCUGGACCUGAGUAACAACAAACUGCAGGAUUCAGGAGUGAAGCUGCUGUCUGCUGGACUGGAGAGUCCACACUGUACACUGGAAACUCUCAGUGUGUCAGGCUGUCAGAUCACAGAGGAAGGCUGUGCUUCUCUGGUCUCAGCUCUGAGAUCCAACCCCUCCUAUCUGAGAGAGCUGGACCUGAGCUACAUUCAUCCAGGAGACACAGGAGUGAAGCUGCUGUCUGCUGGACUGGAGGAUCCACACUGGAGACUGGACACUCUCAGGUUGGAGUCUGGUGGAGUCCGAUGGUUGAGACCAGGUCUGAGGAAGUAUUUCUGUGAACUCACACUCGACACAAACACAAUAAACAGAAACCUCAGACUGUCGGACAACAACAGGAGGGUGACAUAUGUGAGAAAGGAUCUGGCAUAUCCUGAUCAUCCAGACAGAUUUACCUACUGGUCUCAGCUGCUGCGUGGAACUGGUCUGACUGGUCGCUGUUACUGGGAGGUGGAGCGGAGCGGAGGGUUUGAUAUAUCAGUCAGUUACAGAGGAGUCAGGAGAGGAUGCAGUAAAGACUGCAGGUUUGGAGAGAAUGAUCAGUCCUGGAGUCUGGACUGCUCUGAUGAUGAUGGUCGUUACUCUGUCAGGCACAAUAACAGAGUAACAUCCAUCAUCUCCUCCUCUUCCUCUUCGUCCUCGUCCUCUGUCUCUCACAGAGUAGCAGUGUAUGUGGACUGUCCUGCCGAUGCUCUGUCCUUCUACAGAGUCUCCUCUGACACAUUGAUCCACCUCCGCACCUUCAACACCACAUUCGCAGAACCUCUUUACCCCGGGUUUGGGUUCUUGCUGUUUGACUCCUCAGUGUCUCUGUGUUCAGUGUAG